AUGACUUUGUUCCCCACCAAGUUUGAAAAUGGGAAGAUUGAGUACAAGAUAAGGUACAAGGGGAGAUCAAGGCCAUUCUCUAGAGCCAAGGCCUUGGUGACUUCAGAACAGUCCAGGGACCCAACCAAGCUAAAGGAGCUUCUGUCUCAAGUCCUCACUAUCACCCUUGAUGGAACCAACUUCAAGAAGCAACAGUUUAAGAUGUUGAGAGGUGAAGGAAGCAAGCAGCGUUCACAAGAGGGAGAUAACGAGAGGAGCAAGGAGAAUGCUUAA
Microthlaspi erraticum is the source of this 273-nucleotide messenger RNA. The record is from the annotation of a GenBank genome assembly. Lineage: Eukaryota; Viridiplantae; Streptophyta; Magnoliopsida; Brassicales; Brassicaceae.